Messenger RNA from Exophiala xenobiotica, 926 nucleotides. RefSeq lists its product as uncharacterized. Bases 30 to 524 code for a protein of 164 amino acids. Lineage: Eukaryota; Fungi; Ascomycota; Eurotiomycetes; Chaetothyriales; Herpotrichiellaceae. The transcript has 2 exons. Gene Ontology annotation, cellular component: cytosol. The record is from RefSeq and is a predicted model, not a curated record.
UUUCAGUCGGGGCACACUAGUCAGUUCCGAUGUCUCUGGAGACGCCCAUAACGACGGGCGAUCACUGGUGCCUAAAAGGACUGUCAGUCGUUAUCACAACCUUGCCUCGCUUUCGCAAAGACUCACCCUCACUUGCACGACCAACAGCGGAGACACCUUUCCAUUCGGCCUGGAUUAUCAUGGCUACAGAUCUGAAAGACCUCGCAACGCCAGCGAAAUGUACCGCAGACUUCUGUCUCAUUCCUUUAGGGACACCGACAGCUUCCGUAUCAGCACAGAUAGCCGAUGUUCAGCGAUUGAUGAAGAAAAGUGGGUUGAAAUAUUCCAUGCAUUCAGCAGGGACUACUGUUGAGGGAUCGUGGGAUGACGUGACUCGUCUGAUUGGCCAAGCUCAUACUAUCUUACACGAGAAGGGCAUUGUGCGGAUUCAGACCGAUAUUCGCAUUGGUAGUCGAACGGACAAGGCUCAAACUAUGGAAGACAAGGUCGCAGCUGUGGAGAAGUUGCUCUCGACUGAUACAUGAGCUGCCAACGGGCCGGGGCAAGGUGUUCCGGGCCACGAUAGGUACUGGGCUUGGUAAGGCUGGACUGUGAUCGGAGUAUGGAGGACGAUGACUCUGUUCAUCAUGUACCAUUUCCUUCAUUGAAUUGCUGUACUGCACAAGACGGGCCUGUGACAGAAUAAAUGGCACGGUUAAGAUGGAGCUGCCGUUUCACAGGCUGAAGAUAAAGGACAUAUUCCCUUCCGCGGCUUGAGGCAUGUCCAUAUCCUGUGAUAGACCAGCCUUGUGCCGGCCGCAAAACGGCUCGAUAUCACCCUGUGGCGGAUGUUCUCAACGGUUAUCAUGUUCAACCUUUCUGUCUAGUAGGCCAGGGAAUAUCGCUGCAUCUCAUUCUCUUAAGGAUCGAAAGAGGAACAAUUCUAG